AUGUCAGACUUUUCUGAUGAAGAGGUCUAUAACGCUCUAAAAAAUUUAAGAAACGGAAAAGCAGCUGGAACAGACGAAAUCUUGUCAGAGUUUCUUAAAAAUCUUGGACCCCGGAGCAUCAGCUGGAUUGCAAAACUGGUCAAUAAAAUAGUAAAUACGAAUACUCUCCCAAAAAUAUGGCGAGAAACGAAAGUGAUAGCUAUCCUAAAAUCAAAUAAAGAAGCUACCAACCCUAACAACUACCGACCAAUAUCCCUGCUGUCAACGACUUAUACAUAUUUUGAAAGACUGAUCCUAUCACGAUUACAAUCUUUAGUGGAAGCAUCACUACCAAUAGAACAAGCUGGUUUUAGGUGUAAUAGAAAUUGUUGUGAUCAAACCCUCACACUAUCAACGCAUAUAGAAAAUGGCUUUCAACGUCAAGAGAAGUCUGGCGCAGUCNAAAAAGUGUAG
Molecule: messenger RNA, 453 nt
Organism: Cinara cedri
Lineage: Eukaryota; Metazoa; Arthropoda; Insecta; Hemiptera; Aphididae
Source: the annotation of a GenBank genome assembly